AUGCUUUAUUCAUCUCCGUCUCCGCAUCGCGCUUUGAGAACGGCGAGGCAACUAAUGCUUCCUACAAAGAUUCUGAAUCACGGUUUCGAGAUCGUGGAGCAAACAAUUGCGCCACUGAGAACUAAUGACUUCCUGUCGUUGUCGAAUCUGUGCAGGACUCGAGAGCGGUUCUCCAUUUACAAAAAUGCUUUAUUCAUCUCCGUCUCCGCAUCGCGCUUUGAGAACGGCGAGGCAACUAAUGCUUCCUACAAAGAUUCUGAAUCACGGUUUCGAGAUCGUGGACCCAGCUUUUCGGUCUGGAAGUCAGUCUGGAAAAAACAGAAGUCCUUCAUCAAGCUGCUCCCCGAGAUGUCUACCACCCUCCAAGCAUCAACAUCGCCGACUCAACUGAAGACAGUCCAACAAUUUCCUUAUUUAGGAUGCAUAAUAACAUCAGAUGCUAAAAUAGACAAGGAGAUCGACAGCAGAUUGGCCAAAGCAAACAGCUCGUUUGGCAGAUUGUACCAGAGGGUAGGGAAAAACGAAAACUUGACAAAUUCCACCAAAAUCAGCGUGUAUAGAGCAGUUGUGCUAACCACCCUUUUGUAUGGUGCAAAAUCAUGGGUCACCUACCAACACCACCUACGACUCCUCGAGCGAUUCCAUCAGCGCUGCCUCCGUACCAUACUCGAAAUUCACUGGAGCGAUUAUAUCAUAAAUAAAGAGGUCCUCGAAAGAGCAAACACCUGGAGCAUCGAGGCCAUGCUACUAAAAUCACAGCUACGUUGGGCAGGCCAUGUUGCCGGAAUGAAAGACCACCGGCUGCCCCAAAAUAUUCUGUACGGUGAACUCCUCACUGGCCAUCGUGAGAGAGGAGCCCCAAAGAAGCGAUACAAGGAUUGCUUGAAGAAAGCCCGCAGUGUCACUAACAUCGACAAUCGGCAAUGA
Penaeus indicus is the source of this 927-nucleotide messenger RNA. RefSeq lists its product as uncharacterized. NCBI's taxonomy places the organism in Eukaryota, Metazoa, Arthropoda, Malacostraca, Decapoda, Penaeidae. The coding region runs from base 1 to 927 and encodes 308 amino acids. The record is from RefSeq and is a predicted model, not a curated record. The transcript is spliced from 5 exons.